CCAUUUCCUUCCCGGUUCACACGGCGGCCCCUCGCCUACCCUGUUUUUAUAUUCCAUAUAAACCCCGCCGGUCCGGUCGUCUCCGGGUCCCGCCCGGAACGAUUCCGCCACCAGCCAGACGCAACAGACAAGGCCCGUCGCGGCAGCCGAGCCGAUGGGGUCCUCCGAGGCGCCGCUGCUGCCCCCGCAGCGGGGCGGGGAGGAGGCGGGGGGAGGGGCGCUGUGCCGCUGGUGGCGGCGCGGCGGCGCGGCGGAGGGAGGGUGGUGGGCCGAGGCGACGGCGGAGGCCGGGCGGCUGGCGGCGCUGGCGGCGCCCAUGAUCGCGGUGGCGCUGCUGCAGCUCAUGAUGCAGCUCAUCUCCACCGUCAUGGUGGGGCACCUCGGGGAGGUGCCGCUCGCCGGCGCCGCCAUCAGCAACUCGCUCACCAACGUCUCGGGAUUCAGCGUCCUCAUGGGACUCGCAUGCGGAUUGGAAACUAUUUGUGGACAGGCCUACGGGGCAGAACAGUAUCACAAGCUAGCUUUAUUUACAUACAGGUCUAUAGUUGUGCUCCUUGUUGCGAGUGUGCCCAUUGCCAUUAUAUGGCUUUUCAUCCCAGACGUACUUCCUCUCAUAGGGCAGGAUCCACAAAUAGCAAGUGAGGCCGGGAGGUAUGCCUUGUGGCUUAUCCCUGGUUUAUUCGCCUACAGUGUGGCUCAAUGCCUUUCAAAGUUCCUCCAGUCUCAGAGCCUGAUUUUCCCCAUGGUUUUGAGCUCCUUGACAACGCUCACUCUCUUUAUUCCUUUGUGCUGGUUCAUGGUUUACAAAGUUGGGAUGGGUAAUGCUGGAGCUGCUUUUGCAGUCAGCGUCUGUGAUUGGGUUGAAGUCACGGUUCUUGGUCUUUAUAUUAAGUUCUCACCUUCUUGUGAGAAAACUCGUGCUGCACCCACGUGGGAAACUUUUCGAGGAAUUGGCAGUUUCAUGCGGUUGGCUGUACCUUCGACUCUUAUGAUUUGUCUUGAAUGGUGGUCAUAUGAGCUACUUGUUCUGCUUUCUGGGAUCUUACCAAAUCCAGCACUUGAAACUUCUGUGCUCUCAAUAUGCAUAUCUACAGUAGUGUUGGUGUACAAUCUCCCAUAUGGCAUUGGAACAGCUGCGAGCGUGCGUGUGUCAAAUGAGCUAGGUGCAGGGAACCCAGAUGGCGCCCGCUUAGUAGUAGUUGUCUCCUUAUCAAUUAUAAUUUGCACUGCUGUUCUGGUGAGCGUAACUCUUCUAUCGUUGCGCCAUUUCAUCGGAAUUGCUUUCAGCAACGAGGAAGAGGUUGUAAAUUAUGUCACCAGAAUGGUACCAUUGCUUUCAAUUUCAGUUCUUGUUGACAACCUCCAAGGAGUCCUUUCAGGUAUUUCUAGAGGUUGUGGAUGGCAGCAUUUAGGUGCCUAUGUCAACCUGGGCGCGUUCUAUCUUGUUGGCAUUCCUGUGGCGCUUGUUCUCGGUUUUGCAUUCCAUCUAGGAGGAGCUGGGUUCUGGAUUGGCAUGAUAGCUGGUGGAGCUAUACAGGUCACUCUCCUAUCAAUCAUUACUGCAAUGACGAAUUGGGGGAAGAUGGCUGAAAAGGCUAGGGAUAGAGUGUUUGAGGAAAAUCUUCCUACACAGGCGGAUUGAUCACAUGGAGUUAGAUAUGAAAAAAAUUCAGCACCCUAGGUAAUUUUUUUUUGUUGGGAAGAGGUUGUCAUGUUCCACGGAUAUGUAAAAAUAGCGUUAUGAGUAUGGUAUUCUUUCUCUGAAAAGAGUUGUCCAACGAAAUUAAUAAAAUUCUAGGCUAUUUUGAUUUUUUCUC
Molecule: messenger RNA, 1817 nt
Organism: Panicum hallii
Lineage: Eukaryota; Viridiplantae; Streptophyta; Magnoliopsida; Poales; Poaceae
Product: protein DETOXIFICATION 12-like
Exons: 7
Coding region: 155-1642 (495 amino acids)
Biological process (GO): xenobiotic detoxification by transmembrane export across the plasma membrane
Cellular component (GO): membrane
Molecular function (GO): xenobiotic transmembrane transporter activity; antiporter activity
Source: RefSeq, a predicted model, not a curated record